CCCGGCAGAAGCCAUCUCGUUCGGUGGCAGGGACGGGGAGAAACAAAACCCCACACUUGUGCCUUGGUAAAAAGGGGUCCUUUUGGUAAAAGGGGGUCUUUGCAAGGAAAAUGACAGCCGUUGCUUUACUGGAGAUCUCUGCUUGAGACUGGAGCCAGAAUUCCGGUUUUGUGGAGGGUUUUCUUUUUCCGUUUUUGGAUCUUUUCGCCUGUCUUGUGUCUAAGGAGGUCUUACUAAAUCCACCUCUCUCUGUGUGAAUCCGGUUGCUGCUGAGGUGUAAAACCCCCCCCCCCCCCCCCCUUAUUCGUCACCCCGGUUUCCUUCUACAUCUUGAGAUUCGUCUAGCUCUUUUUUUCUGGAGUUGAGAAAGCCGUUGCCCUCCAUCUCUGCUCAACCCCUGAGACAGUUCGGACGCAAGAAAAAAAAAUGUAUUUUCCUUUCCUGGCGGCUUCAAUUUAGUUUUGGGCUGUGUUCUGUUUUCCCUUUUCCUCAUUGCUGAACGACAAUUAACUUUCCCAGCAAAAUGCUUCCACAGAGAGGACAGCUGUAUAUGUUUGUGUCUGGAAUAAGAUGUUGACUAGCUUGCGAAGGCCGUGUAGCACAAAAACAGACAACUCCCCGAGCUUUUUGGUUGCGCGACGGAUUAUCCUGAAGGGAAACUGAAGUGGAUCACCGGCAGUGCGUGAUUGCUCCUUGGCAUGCUUCUUGUAUCCUCGGCACGGGGACUGUCGGAGAUGUUGCAGACGAUUUACGAAACCGAAUCGUGUUUCUCUUCAGAUGGAGUUUCUGGACGCGAACCGUCGCUGGAGCUCCUGUCGCGAGCACAGAUCCAUGGCCUACCUGUGGCAGCUGUGGACUUAAAGCCGGUGCUUCCAGUGGUGAUGCAGAGUUCCUGCAACAGCAGCAGCAGCAACAGCAGCCCGGUGGACUUGCGAAUGGACGCCCGGCCCAGCUUGCCUAGUGUGGACCCUGCAGUCCGGGAACAGCAGCUGCAGCAGGAACUCCUGGCCCUGAAACAGCAGCAGCAUUUGCAGAAGCAGCUGCUCUUUGCGGAGUUUCAGAAACAGCACGAGCAUCUAACGCGGCAGCAUGAAGUCCAGUUGCAGAAGCACCUCAAGCAGCAGCAGGAGAUGCUGGCCGCGAAGCGCCAACAAGAACUGGAGCAGCAGCGUAAGCGAGAACAGCAGCGGCAAGAGGAGCUGGAGAAGCAGCGUCUGGAGCAGCAGCUGCUCAUCUUGCGCAACAAGGAGAAAAGCAAAGAGAGUGCCAUUGCCAGCACUGAAGUGAAGCUGAAACUUCAGGAGUUCCUUCUCAGCAAGUCGAAAGAGCCUACUGCAUUGUGCGGCUUGAACCAUUCCCUCCCUCAGCACUCCAAAUGCUGGGGGGCUCACCAUACCUCAUUGGACCAGAGUUCCCCUCCCCAGACAGGAAGUCCGGGAACGCCACCCUCUUGCAAGCUACCUUUACUUGGCACUUACGACAGCAGAGAUGACUUUCCGCUUAGGAAAACAGCGUCAGAACCCAACUUAAAAGUGAGGUCACGGUUAAAACAGAAGGUCGCCGAGAGGCGGAGCAGCCCCUUGCUGCGCAGAAAAGAUGGGACCGUCAUCAGCACCUUCAAAAAGCGAGCAAUUGAAAUCACAGUGUCUUCAAUGUGCAACAGUGCCCCUGGGUCUGGCCCUAGUUCCCCAAACAACUCCAACAGCGCCAUUACAGAAAACGGGCUCACGGGCUCUGUGCCCAAUAUCCACACUGAGCAGAUGCUGCCCCAGCACCAAGCUGUCACAAUGGACGGAUCAGCUAGCCAGCUCAGUCUAUACACUUCUCCAUCCCUGCCCAAUAUCUCCCUAGGACUACAGGCCACCGUCACGGUGACAAAUUCGCACCUCAACGCCUCCCCUCCCCUUUCCACGCAGCAGGAAGCAGAGCGCCAGGCCAUCCAGUCGUUGCGCCAGGGGGGCGCCUUGACCAGCAAGUUCCUGAGCAUGUCGUCCAUCCCCAGUUGCCUUCUCGGCGUGGCCCUCGAGGGCGAGACCAACAACCACGGACACGCUUCGUUGCUGCAGCACGUCCUGCUCUUGGAGCAGGCCCGCCAGCAGAACACACUAAUCGCGGUUCCUUUGCACGGCCAGUCCCCUCUGGUGACGGGGGAGCGCAUCCCCUCCAACCUACGGACAGUAAGUAAGCUGCCUCGGCACCGCCCGUUGAGCCGUACCCAGUCGUCGCCGUUGCCCCAGAGCCCUCAAGCACUACAACACCUGGUUGUGCAGCAACAGCAUCAGCACUUCCUGGAGAAACAGAAGCAGCAGCAGAUUCAGCUGGGAAAGAUUAUUACCAAGACUGGUGAGCUGCCACGGCCGCCCACCACACACCCUGAGGAGACAGAGGAGGAGCUGACAGAGCAACAGGAACCUCUGGUUCUCAGCUUGGGCCAGGGCCCUUUCGUGCUGGACAGGUCGACGGAAAGCGAAGAAACGCAGGGCGACCUGGAGGAGGAGAAAGAGGAGGAGGAGGAUGAAGAGGAGCAGUUGGUGGAAGAGCCAGGCUGUCUCCGAGUCAAGGAUGAAGCUGGAGAGAGCGGGUUGGAAGAAGAGCCAGAAGUUGAGGAGUUGGGAGUGACUUACAGGCAGGUGUUCGCAGAUGCGCAUCAGCUAAGACACCUCCAUCUCUAUCAGACGCCUCUGAGCAUCAACACUUUGCCUCACCAAGCCCUGAUCCGCACCCAGUCCUCGCCUGCCAGCACCACCUUGAAAAGCAGUACAGCGGAACCUGUGAUCAAGCACCUUUUCAGUACAGGCGUCGUUUACGACACGUUCAUGCUGAAGCACCAGUGCACCUGCGGAAACACUAAUGUUCACCCAGAGCAUGCUGGGAGAAUCCAGAGUAUCUGGUCCAGGUUGCAAGAGACAGGGUUGCUGAGCAAAUGUGAGAGGAUCCGGGGCCGGAAAGCGACACUGGACGAAAUCCAGACAGUCCACUCGGAGCAUCACACAUUACUCUACGGAACCAGCCCCUUGAACCGGCAAAAACUUGACAGCAAGAAAUUGCUAGGGCCCCUUACGCAGAAGAUGUAUGCCGUCCUUCCGUGUGGCGGUAUUGGGGUGGACAGCGACACGGUGUGGAAUGAAAUGCACUCCUCCAGUGCGGUCCGCAUGGCCGUCGGCUGCUUGCUGGAGCUGGCCUUCAAAGUCGCAUCCGGGGAGCUUAAGGCUCAGUUGAAUUGGCCUGUUGGGAGAAUAACAAAGCGCCGGUCAGUAAGUGUGAGGAUUCCUGACGUGGCCAGAAUCUUCCUCGUCCACGUAGCAAACUGCUGCAGCUUCAGUGCUAUUGUGACUCCUCCUAAAAGAAGUCAUUUGUGCCCUGGCAGGACUGUGGUGAUGCCGAUAGCCAACGAGUUCUCCCCGGACGUGGUCCUCAUUUCUGCCGGCUUCGAUGCUGUGGAAGGGCACCUGUCCCCUCUGGGUGGAUAUUCUGUCACAGCCAAAUGUUUUGGACACCUGACCAAGGAGCUGAUGAAACUGGCAGGCGGGCGCGUUGUCCUAGCGCUGGAGGGAGGCCACGACUUGACCGCCAUCUGUGACGCCUCCGAAGCCUGUCUCUCCGCUUUGCUUGGCCUUGAGCUGGAGCCGUUGGAUGAAGCUCUGUUGCACCAGAAGCCCAGCGCAAACGCUGUGGCCACGCUGGAGAAAGUCAUCGAAAUCCAGAGCAAGCACUGGAGCUCCAUGAAACAUUCGGCAGCAGUCAUUGGUUGUUCCUUGCUGGAGGCGCAGAAGGGCGAGGCAGAAGAGGCAGAGACGGUCAGCGCCAUGGCAUCGCUGUCGGUGGACACAGAACAGGGGAAAGCAGACUGCACUGUCCGACAAACAGACGAGCCAAUGGAGGCCGAUCCCGUGUUGUGAAGUGCCAAGACUUCGAUUUGUAUAGCUGUCACUCUGUGGGUUAUAAUUGGUCAUUUGUGAUUUCGUUUAAAAACAACCAGAAGAAGAAAACGAAUUAAUUUUUUUAUCUAUUAAAAAAAAAUGAGAAAAAACAACAACGUUGCACUGGACAACAUGAGCCCAUGUGUGCGUGAUCGCGUCUGUCUCCUGGCAUUUAUUCUCACCAGCAUCACCAUAUUGUCCUAACUCUUGGGGGAUUUGUGAGUGGAAUGUGAAGGGGGAGGCUUUCACGUGGGUAUUGCCACUGGCGUAUCUUGGGGGGGUACAGGGUGGGUCUGAGCCCAGGCACCACUUUUUUUUGGGGGGGGCACAUUUGAACCCCCACCCCCACUGUGCCCUGGUCCGGAACUCCCCCCAGAGUUCGGGGCUGGGUUGCAGUUGAGGGCCAGUGAGCCAAGCUCACCCCACCCACGAUCUCCAUGUGGGGGUUAUGGGCGUGGCCAUCCGGGCUCAUCCCCAUCUCCAUGUGGAGAUUGGGUGGGGCCAGACCCACACUCAACCUCCAUGUGGAGAUUGCAGGUGGGGCGAGCCCAGCUCUCCAACCUUCAACUGCUCCUCGUACCCGUCGGGGGGCAGGGGGCGGCUGUGGGUGGGUGGGAGCAUGGCACCUGGGUUAGCCCCAGACUCCAUUUUAACUAGAUACGCCCCUGGGUCUCUCCUCCGUUAUUCCUUUCCCAGUCAUCCUUCUUUCUCCCCACCCACCUCACUCCUGGGUUGCCCGCGGUGAAAAUUAAUUUUGCCAUAACUACACCUGCGCACUCCUACACCCCAUCAGCUUGUAGGCAGGGGACAGCUGUGUUUCCUCUGCAGAAUUAGAUCCGUGCUCCAUACAACUGAAUGGGCGCUUUUGUGAUUUUCUUUCACUUGUACGGCUGCGCAGGAAAACCGAUGGCGGUCAGGAGAACUGGAGUGGGGGGGCAAGCACGGAUGGAGACGGCAUCAGGUGCUACGGUACCUUCAGUCCCGUUUCCCCAAGGGCAGAAAAGGGAACUUCGUUUCUGCUCAGAUUUGUCUGAUCCUCUUGAAGCCCCUGGAAUAUUUGCAGCCCUGGAGAGCUGCCGCCUGGAUCGCCCCCUUGGGCUGAGUCCGCCGUGCUCCUCGUUGACGACUCUUGUUGUCGAAAUGCCCUUUGCCCUCUACUUGGGUUCUUUGCACGUUGCAACGGGGCCGAAGGCAAACCCACAGAUGCGUUGUCAAAUAUCUUUUCUCCACCUUCCCCGAUCCCGAUGGCCUUUCCUUCUCCCCCCAACCUCCCCCCCAAAAGACCCCAAAUUCUCAGCUGUAAUCUGAACGUUGUUGCCUAAAUCUGUCUUUCUCCUGAUCCCUUUAGCUAUAAAGUGUCCCUCAGGGUGUACAAUUCUACAUGACUUUCUAGCAGGAGCCCCCAAGGUGAGGAGAAAGGAAAAAUGUGUGCCUUUAAUUCAUUUUUGUUAAUGCCUUAAUUUCCCUGUGAGUUCACUACUUCUCCACACACCCCGUACCUUCCCCCCUUUCUUAGUUACCUUUCUCUAAGGGAGACCCCCCUUUCUAAUGAUGGAAAAGAAUCACACGUAAUCCCCCACCCCCGGCACCAAUGCACAUUGGCCCCGAUCCGGCUCUAGUCGUACGUAACCGAUCUGUUAACCUGUGACUAGUUGCACAUAAGACGUUCUUCCCAUUCAAAGCAAUGCCAUGCCAAUAGACCACAUCCAAUUUACGUCUGCAGUUCCCAAUCCAGCAAGUGAAUCGUGCGUGAGCAAAACUUGUUUAUGAGAAUGGGUCUCCUUAGCUGGAUAAGGGGCGUGUGUACUUAACACCCCUUUUGUAAUUAAGACUGUGCUUCUGUUGACUGUUUCAUGACCAAUGCUUUUUCUGGAAAUCCUCUUUCUCUCGCGCUCUCUUCUUCUGUUGUCACUGUCCGAAAGGCGCCUCUUCACUUAACUGUAAAUAAUUUGAUUUCUUGUAUCACGUGCACAAACUUUGUUUUAAUGAAACUUUUGUCCAUUCAUAAAGAAAGAGAAAAAAAAAGAAAAAGGAGAUAAUUCUUUUUGCUGUUACGACUUCACCAGCCAAAAAACAAAAACAAAACACAAACGUGUAGAGCGAUUGUAGCUUUUAAAAAAAAGAAAUGGAUAUAAAGAUAAAAAAGGUAUAUAAUUUUA
Messenger RNA from Sphaerodactylus townsendi, 6079 nucleotides. It is a transcript of the gene HDAC5, whose product is annotated as histone deacetylase 5. Gene Ontology annotation, molecular function: histone deacetylase activity. NCBI's taxonomy places the organism in Eukaryota, Metazoa, Chordata, Lepidosauria, Squamata, Sphaerodactylidae. The record is from RefSeq and is a predicted model, not a curated record. Gene Ontology annotation, biological process: negative regulation of transcription by RNA polymerase II; chromatin organization. The transcript is spliced from 21 exons. Bases 699 to 3899 code for a protein of 1066 amino acids. Gene Ontology annotation, cellular component: histone deacetylase complex.